Molecule: messenger RNA, 178 nt
Organism: Entrophospora candida
Lineage: Eukaryota; Fungi; Glomeromycota; Glomeromycetes; Entrophosporales; Entrophosporaceae
Source: the annotation of a GenBank genome assembly
AUGGGAAUUACUAGAAAAAUUGCCACUUUUGAAGAGGCAAUAAAUUUUUCUCCUGGUGCUCGAUAUCCCUCUUUAUCAUUAAUGUAUCCAACUAUAGAAGAGCAGGAUGGUGAUGAUGGUUAUGAACCAUUCUACCUGAUCACAAACUUCAAUCCUACCAACCCUACAAAAAGUUUAG